This is a messenger RNA of Eucalyptus grandis, 1078 nucleotides long. Its product is annotated as kinesin-like protein KIN-14B. Bases 647 to 1063 code for a protein of 138 amino acids. NCBI's taxonomy places the organism in Eukaryota, Viridiplantae, Streptophyta, Magnoliopsida, Myrtales, Myrtaceae. The transcript has 4 exons. The record is from RefSeq and is a predicted model, not a curated record.
CUAUGCUAAGCCUUGGAAACAGAGGUACGAUAAAGAAAUGGCGGGACGUUGUAUGUUCUGUAUUCCCUGGUAGACUGAACCUUAGUUGGGAUUUUUGGUUGAACUAGUGUCGAUAGUCUAUGGGCACGAACCCACAUUAGAGAAUAUUGUUUGUUUCUCCCCUUAAAGCUUUUUGAUUUUAAUGGAUGUGAGAAGGUGUCCAUUGCUGACUUCACCUUUUGGUCGCCUGUUGCCUCUAUAAUUGUCUUGUCAAUUUUUUUUAAAUUGCUAGUUAUCAUGAGCAUACUCUUUUCAGCUUGUCCCCUGUGAUGUGAUAUGUUCGAUAUUUUUGUCAUUAUGAAAGAAUGUUAAAGCACUUUGAUACAGAAUUUCUGGCCUCUGCGAAUAUUUCUAUUUUUUGUCAUCGAAAAGAGGAAAAAGCACUGAAUUUUUGCAGGGGGGGUGUCUUUAUCUUAUUUAGGCCAAUGAUGCGAGGGUGGAUUUGUAUGAUAAAGAGAAAGAAUUACAAGAUGUUAAACAAGAGGUUUUGGGGCUAAAACAAGCGUUGAAAGAUGCAAAUGAUCAAUGUGUCCUUUUUUUCAAUGAAGUUCAAAAGGCAUGGAAGGUCUCCUAUACUCUGCAGUCAGAUUUGAAGUCUGAGAACAUAAUGCUGGCAGAUAAGCAUAAGAUGGAGAAGGAGCAGAAUGCGCAGCUCAGAAAUCAACUUGCUCAACUGGCACAGCUGGAGCAGGCUCAGAAGCUGCAGAUACAGCAGCAAGAUUCAACUAUUCAGUCUUUGCAAGCCAAGAUUAGAAGUCUUGAGCAUGAGCUUAAUGAAGCCCUUCAUUCGAGUGAAACUAAGUCAAAAUCAGAUGUAGAUUCAGGACUUGAAGUACAAUCACUUCUGAAAGCUAUUAGUGAUACAAUGGGUUCUUCCAUAGUGACCAAGAAACUUGAAGAAGAGCUAAAAAAACGUGAUGCAUUAAUUGAGAGAUUGCAUGAGGAGAAUGAGAAAUUAUUUGAUAGACUCACGGAAAAAGCUUCAUUGACCAGUUCACCCCAGGUAAAGUCUUUUUCCUGUUAAUACUAUAAUUUUACC